AUAACACCUUCGUUUCCCGCGUAAAAUAUUAUUUGGACUACAAUACGGUGGCUAAGUUCGUGGUCCAUUAUUGGGUUUAUACUCUGUUUAUAGUGUGCUGUUUAAUUAAUUUGUUACAAGAUUGUGUGAUUCGUGACGGCAUCGGCAGUUUCUUCAACCGUGGUAUUAUGUGUAUAAGGUUUGCCCUUAUUCGUUACUCCAAUGGGGUAUUCGAUGUAUGCGACGAAAAAAUUAUUAAGAAAAACCAGAGAAGAAUAGAGAAAGGAUCAAGUAAAGCAUUUUACAAUGUUAAGGUUAUAUGUAUUGAUGGAAACUUUGAAGCCUUAGAAGACUUGAAACAACAACUAAAUAAAGAAAAAAAACUACUAAUUGUAUUCGAACGUCUAGCAACAAAAAAUUAUGGAACAAACUCACGCUAUUCGUGCAAGCAGAAGUUUUGCAUUUUUUGCAAAACUCUCAAAACUAAUUUAGCACGUCAUUUUGAAAUUUGUCACUCAGAAGAGGCAGAAGUAAGAAAAUUCUUAAGUUUCAAUAAAGGUAGUCCUGAACGUUGUGAAAUUAUAGCAAAUCUACGAAAAAGUGGCAAUUAUAAUUACAACAAGAGCAAUAAAGAGAAUCCCAUUCUUAUCAGACGAGUGCAAAAAGGUUCACGAGACUCUUUACCAUGCCCUAAUUGCAAAGGAUUUUAUUCACAGAUAACACUAUCUCGUCAUUAUGCCUACUGCUGCAAAGAUCUGAAAGAUGAAAAUGCUAGUAGAUCUGUUUUAAGAGCUGCUCGUGCCGUGGUUAGUAAAAUUCAUCCGGCGGCAUAUUUGCAACUAAAAGAGAAAAUUUUGCCGCCAAUGAAACAGAAUAUAAUAUUGGAUACUGUCAAAAAAGAUAUGCUGUUAAUUUUGAUUGGCAAAUAUUUAGUCCCCAAAUAUAGAGAACACCAGGAGUAUAUGAUACGGAACAAAUUGAGGUUUCUAGCGACAUAUUUUUUAACUGUGAAAAAAAUUGAUAAUAACAUUGACGAAUUUCAUAAGUUGUUCUACCCUCAACAUUUUGAUUUGGCACUUGAAGCAGUAAAACAGAUGGGAGAAAUUGAUAAUAAUUCAUCAGUGUACAGUAAAUCAACAUCCGCAUUGACCAUAACACAUUAUCUAAAAAUUUGUUGUAAUAUUUUGCAAAGUCAUUAUAUUCGAGGAGGAGACGAUGGAAACGAACAAGCUGUUAAAAGAUUUUUUAAACUCCUGAAAACAGAAGUUCCUGGUAAAAUAAAUAAACCAGCCCAUAGAGAUCUGUGUGAAAUGAAAAGAAAAAAAAUGAUGACGAAAAGAAGUAUCAUUCCAACGACAAAAAAUGUUGAAAAUUUUAAAAUUUACAUUUUAAAAAAUGCAGCAAAAACUUACAAGACUCAUGACUGAAGAAUUUUAUUUUACACACUGGAAGACUUUAGCGGAACUCACACUGAUGUAUAUCAGUGUUUAUAAUAGAAAACGAGCUAGUGAAGCCCAAAGAAUACUUGUGGAGGAUUUUCGAAAUAUACAGACUUUGCGUGAUACAGUACUCCCAGAACUGCUCAACAAUUUAGGUGACAAUAGAAUAAAGAAGUUGAUUGCACAUACAAAUUAAUGAUCAGAGGAAAACUUCACAGAACGGUGGCAGUUAUAAUUCCCCAUUAUAUAAAGAAAUAUUUAACAUUUAUUAAUGACUAUAGAAGUCAGGCUGGAGUAUCGGACGAUAACCCUUAUAUCUUUGGCUUGCCGGGGAAAAUGGUAGGACAGCGAUACAGAACUUUAGAAACGUGUCGAAUAAUUAGAAAGUAUACAGCUAUGGCAAAAUUACAAAAUCCAUGUUCUAUAAGAACAACCCUUCUACGAAAACAGUUUGCAACAAAGACCUCAACAAUGAACCUUCAGGAUUAUCAAAAAGAAACCGUCGUUAAUUUUAUGGGUCAUCAACGAAAUAUACACGACGAGUAUUACAGGCAGCAGAUAGUUGUAGGUGAUUUAAUGAUAAAGAAAAUCUUAGAUCAAGAAAGCCAAAUGACCAUGGACGAAAUUUGUGAAAGAAAUGAAGACAAAACUAUUGAUCCAGAUAUAGAAUGACCUCUUGUCACAAAUUGUUCUGUUAGGACUUGCACUGAAGGUAAUCACUUAAUACUAAAUUCACAAAAUAUUGCUAAGUUUUUUAAUAAAGAACUUAGGAGAGAACUUUUUAAUUCCUGAGCAUACGCUGGGGUUCAUUCUGAUGGCUGAUUUUAUUUUCUCGAUGUUUUAUUUUUGUUCAAGAGGAAAAAGUCUCUGGCUCGUUUCUGGCUGUCUAUCAGCGACUUUAUUAGCAACCAAACUUUAUUCUUUUAUUCCCACCAACAAUUUGAAGACAUUCACAUUUUUGGGAAAAAAUCACUAUUGUGUAACAAUAUAACUUUAAAGCUGCAAUUCCUAAUGCUUCUGAAAUCUUGCAAAGAUUGUAAAAUUAUCAUAGCCAAGAUAAGCUGUUAAUCAAAAUGUAUCUGCUUAUCCCCUUUCAAAGAAUUGAUGACGUACUUUCAUAAUUUUGACAAAUAAAUCCUAUCUCAAACAUGCAAAAUAUUAUGAAUCUAUACUUUCACAGGCUCUUGUAAAAAUUAUGAAUGCCUUGGUAAACUACUUACAAGUGUAAUAGUGAUAUCUGACAAGAACGCACGUGUUAUAUGUGCUGUCUGCGAUUCGGCCGAAGACGACACUAAGGCCUUAAUUACGUGCUCUGUGUGUACCAAAAGCUUCCACCCCCGCUGCGUUAAUGUGAAUCUACGAGGUUUCCAUAAGAAGAAGAACUGGAUAUGUAACACCGCUGUUUGCCGUGAAACCUCCGAAGAUUCCGAGGAUAUGGAAUUCAAAAGUGACAUUUUCCUGGACGCAGAUGACAAAGUAGUAGAUUAUAAACUUUUCCAUUACAUUUUGAAACAGAAAGAUGAGUUAAUCCUCGAAUUAAGAGGUGUUAUCAAAUUAAUGAAGAGUCACAUUGACCUACUACACUAUAAAAACCCUGAAAACACCGACAAGAAGGUCGGUAAGAAACCUGAUAACGAUAUCGCCAACAGCGCUGAAGGCGAACCAUCAAGAGAGACAGCAGCUAUGGUCGACACGAUUGAACACAUAAAAACGAGAAGCGACACUACAAUCAAAACAAACUCGAAAUUGCCAAAAUCGACCUUAAACAACACAAAAAAGGACGCUAAACAUCAUCAGACCCAAGAUACGUGAACGACUUCCCGGAAAUGAUCUGUGAACUACUUGAAAACAAACACGAAGAAAACCACGCCAGAUUCAAAGUAACCAUUAAUUUUGAAAACCUUGAAAAAAUUAACAAACCGGAAUAUUGGCCAAGCGGAGUUUUAAUAUCAAGAUAUUUUCACCCAAAGAAGCCACCGCAGCACCACAAAUGACCUCGAUAACAAGUGAGAGGAAACGUAGCAAAUUGUCCCAGGAACGUUUAACAACUGACAAUUGGUUGAAUAUUUUCUACAUUAACAUUCAGUCAUUGAGAUGUUAAAUUAACGCAAUAGAAUUAUUUUUUCUAGACAACCCUUUUGACAUUAUCUGUUUUAGCGAACACUGGCUGAAGAUGGAGCAAAUGGAGAUUCUAACAAUACUCAAAUAUAAGGUCGCUGGUAGUUUUUGCCGUAGCAACGGAUAUGGAGGAUGCGCGAUAUUGUUGGGAAUUUAACUCCUCCGCCAAGUACCAGUCAGGAACCAGUUUUUACGACUCCAAAAAGUAAAAUAAAAGUUGUUAGAAAAUUUAAUUAUUCUCCAUCAUCCGAACCAUACAGCGGUGGAAGUAGUGAUGAGUGGGACCCCGGAAAUGUUUCCCACAUUCAAAAAACCCUUGGUCCAAUGACUACAAAACGCCGUGUGUGGUUGACACCAAAAAAGUCGACAGCAAAAGUUCUGUUUAAAAACUGCAUAGAAAAAUUAACAGUACCUAGUCUGGCAGAAUGUUCAGAAGCUAUUGCUCACUCAAAAACUCUGCAAACCCGAACGGCGCAGCAAGUAAGGCAGUGGGUGCAACACUAUAUUAAAACCAAUUACUUCAAAUGUAGGUGAUACUGCAAAAAUUCG
Zophobas morio is the source of this 4085-nucleotide messenger RNA. RefSeq lists its product as uncharacterized. NCBI's taxonomy places the organism in Eukaryota, Metazoa, Arthropoda, Insecta, Coleoptera, Tenebrionidae. The coding region runs from base 168 to 1406 and encodes 412 amino acids. The transcript has 11 exons. The record is from RefSeq and is a predicted model, not a curated record.